UAUGCCAAGAUUGAACAGAACCAACUUCUCUGGCAAAAGAUGAAUCAGCGCGUAAUUCGCGCUGAACUUUAUCAAGGGCUCGCUGACGCCAUGGCAAGUGAUUCCCAGAAUCUUAACUACAUAGGAACACAAAUAAUUCUACCUGCAUCAUUUGUCGGCAGUAAUCGAUACAUGAGUCAAUACUAUCAAGACGCGAUGGCUAUUGUAAGGAAAUAUGGGAAGCCGAGCCUAUUUAUUACAAUUACAUGUAAUCCACAUUGGCCAGAGAUUCUUGCUGAACUUUAUGAUAAACAGGUUCCAAAUGAUCGGCCCGAUAUUAUUGUCCGCAUUUUCAAUCUUAAAUUAAAGGCCAUCUUAAAUGAUAUUAUAGACAAGAAUAUAUUAGGAAAAGUUGUAGUGUUUGUGUUAGUUAUUGAGUUUCAAAAACGAGGACUUCCACAUGCGUACUUACUAAUAAUACUUACCAACGAAGACAAUCCACAAGAACCUUCUGAUUAUGAUAAUAUUGUAUCUGCUGAAAUUCCCGAUCCAAUUCAUCAAUCACAGCUUUAUGAAACCAUCACUCGAUAUAUGAUACAUGGACCUUGCGGUAGCCUAGCACCACAUGCUCCGUGCAUGCAAGAUGGGAUCUGUUCAAAAAAUUAUCCUCGGCAUUUUGCUAAUGUUACCCGGGACGAUGCAAAUGGAUAUCCACUAUAUAGACGACGGAAUAAUGGUCGAUCUAUUCAAUUAAGAGGUCAUAUAUUAGACAACAG
Acaulospora morrowiae is the source of this 755-nucleotide messenger RNA. The record is from the annotation of a GenBank genome assembly. Lineage: Eukaryota; Fungi; Glomeromycota; Glomeromycetes; Diversisporales; Acaulosporaceae.